GUGACGACACGUUCUUCAUUGGCGGUCUCGACCUGCCGCUCCCUAUCGGUGAAAUGGGCCAGGGAGUCCGAUUCCCAUUGUCUGGGGCUGUUGAACAGGGUACCUCCCCAUACGCGUAUGCCCACGGCCAGGCCUACAAUCCGGUGUCCAUGUGGGACAUGGAGAAAAUGGAGGACGACACCAAGCCGAUAAACAUGCGCCGCAGGGCUCCGCAAAAAUUCCCGGUUACGGAAAAGAAAGAAUUCUACCGCAAAUUUUUCGGCCGUGAAAUGGACGCGAUGGAGAAAAGUGGGAAGAAGGUGGAAUUUACU
Messenger RNA from Mesorhabditis spiculigera, 311 nucleotides. The record is from the annotation of a GenBank genome assembly. NCBI's taxonomy places the organism in Eukaryota, Metazoa, Nematoda, Chromadorea, Rhabditida, Rhabditidae.